GGCACCCGGGGUCCUCACCAUGGAGCGCAGCUCGGCCGCCGUGGGUGCCGUGAGGCGCCUCCGCACGCAGCAGCAGCAGCAGCACCCUCCUCGCCCCAACCACCACCACCAGCAGCAGCAGCCGUGGCGCCCGGACCAGGAGCCCGACGGACUGGACGGCGGGAAGAAGCCGCCGGGCUGCAGCCGGGGAGGAGGAGGAGGAGCGAGGGGCCUCCCGCUGCUGCCGGAGGCGCGCACGGCCCUGGUGCUGCUGCUCUACUUGCUGGCGCUGCGCGGGAUAGCGCAGCUCUCCCUGCGGAGGCUGGUGCAGCCGGCGGAGCGCCGCCCCGGCGAGGAUUUCAGCGCCCCGCGCGCCAGGACUUACCUAGAAAACAUUACUGCAAUUGGGCCCAGAGCAGUUGGAAGUCCGGAAAACGAAAUCUUCACGGUCAACUACCUCUUGGAACAAAUUAAAGCUAUUGAAACUCAAAGCAACCGUGUGCAUACCAUCUCUGUCCAAAUACAGAGGCCCACGGGCAGCUUCCAUCUUGAUUUUCUCGGAGGCUUCACCAGUUACUAUGACAACAUUACUAAUGUCGUGGUAAAGCUCGAACCCAAGACCGGAGCCGAGCAUUCUGUGCUCUCCAACUGCCACUUUGACUCUGUGCCAGAUACUGUCGGGGCCAGCGAUGAUGCAGUCAGCUGUUCUGUGAUGCUGGAGAUACUACACACCCUUUCUAAAUCACCCAAGCCCUUGCAGCAUGCUGUCAUAUUCCUGUUUAAUGGUGCGGAAGAGAGUGUCUUGCAGGCUAGUCAUGGCUUCAUUACUCAGCACCCCUGGGCUAAAUCAGUUAGAGCAUUUAUUAAUCUGGAGGCUGCUGGAGUAGGAGGGAAAGAACUUGUGUUUCAGACAGGACCUGAAAACCCUUGGCUGGUGCAAGCAUAUAUCUCUGCUGCAAAGCACCCUUUUGGUUGUGUCGUGGCUCAGGAAGUGUUUCAGAGUGGCGUUAUCCCCGCAGAAACAGAUUUCCGCAUUUACAGAGAUUUUGGCAACAUUCCAGGGAUAGACCUGGCUUUCAUCGAAAACGGUUACAUCUACCACACGAAGUAUGACACAGCAGACCGAAUUCUGACAGAUUCUAUUCAGAGAGCAGGCGACAAUAUUUUGGGUGUUCUAAAGUACUUAGCGGAGUCGGACAAACUGGCCAAAUCUCAUGAAUAUCGACAUGGAAAUGUUGUCUUCUUUGAUGUCUUUGGCAUGUUCGUUAUGUCCUACCCAGCUCGUGUUGGGUCCAUUAUGAACUAUAUCGUUACAGCAAUUGCGUUUCUUUAUCUGGGGAGAAAAACAUUGCAACUGAGAAAAAGAGUGAGUUACCUGAAGGAACUGGCCAUCGCCUUUGGCUUCUCAAUCCUCAGUUGGUUUGCUGUCUUGAUUGGCGUGCUUAUCAUAGCUGUGUUCAUCUCUCUCCUUGGCCGCUCCCUUUUUUGGUACACCCACUUCCAUGCCUCCGUUUUUCUGUACGGAACUGCAGCCGUGGCUCAACUAAUUUUCUUGCAUACGUUAGCCAAGACAUUCUAUUACAAAAAUACAAGUGAACAGUUCCUGGGAGAGCUCUUCUUUGAUGUUCCAGUUGUCUUAUGGUCAAUUAUGUUGGCUUUGCUUACUUACCUAGGACAUUCCUCAGCAUUUAUCAGCGCAAUAUGGAUUGUGUUUCCUCUACUCACAAAAUUAAUGACCUAUAAGGAACUGAAAGAAAAAGGUGCCACAAUGAAAUUUGUAGCAGUUUACCUCCUGGGAAUGUUUAUUCCAUAUGUCUAUUCAUUAUACCUCAACUGGAUUAUAUUUGAAAUGUUUAUUCCCAUCUUGGGACGCAGUGGUUCAGAAAUUCCACCCGAUGUGGUCGUGGCUGCUUUUAUCGUUUUGGCGACGACAUUUCUGUCUUCCUACUUUCUUAAAUUCAUCUACCUUGCCAAAAGUACAAAGAUGACAAUAAUAACAUUAGCAACUGUUUCUGCCAUCACGUUCGUCCUGGUUUGCAGUGGAAUCUUCUUCCCUUUCAGUUCAGAUUUUGCAAACCCCAGACCAAAGCGAAUCUUUCUCCAGCACAUGAAUCGAAGAUUUCAUAGCCUGGAUGGGCAGUUGGCGAAAAGUGAUUCUGGAAUAUGGAUUAAUGGGCUCGACUAUGGCGGGAUAUCUCAUAUCACUCCUCAUAUACCUGAACUCAACGAUUCCAUUAGAACAAAAUGCGAGGAAGGCGCACCUCUCUGUGGAUUUCCCUGGAUCCUUCCCGUGGACUAUUUAUUCAAGAAAAAUUGGUAUCUUCCUGCUCCAGCCAUCACUCCCAAGAAACCAGUUCACUUUCAGCUUCUCUCCAAAGAGCGAACGCCAUCAGAUUCUACAAAGUUCACCUUUGAAAUAACCGGUCCGAGUCACAUGUCAGUGUAUCUUCGGCCACAUGAAGGUUCAACGCUGUCCAGGUGGUCUCUUGGAGAUGGAACUCCUGUUGCUAAUAAUAUAGGCAAAGAUUAUUUUAUAUAUUAUACACAUGGACUCCAGGCCUCGCCAUGGCGCUUCUGGAUAGAGAUGAAGGCUUCCGAAGAGCCCGCUAAAGGAAUGGUCACGCUUGCUGUGGUUUCGCAGUAUUUAUUUGAAGAAAACAACAACUCUCCUCAGUUGCAGGCCUUACUUGAAAGAUUUCCCAACUGGACUUUUACCUCAGGCUGGGUCUCCACCUAUGAUCAAUUUAUCUUUUAACCCAGAGAUAACACAAAGCAUUGCACUGAAAUCCCCAGUAUGGCAUUCUUCAGCUUAAAAGUUCUCAAGGAUAAAUUGAGUGUGUGUGAACAAAAAUCCUGCAGUUAUUGCUCCUUGUUUUGUCUAGCUAGCCUAACUACGGGCCUGGUUUUUGUCAUAUACAUUAACAGUAUAGCUGAUGAGUUGUUAAAUGUGUGCUUGGGUGUACCACUUCAGACUGCAUUUAUGGAGCUCAUAGGACUGUUGUGUUCUACCACCCCAGAAACACUCCUCUUUCGAGAGGGUGCCUGCCAGGGAGAUUGGUCCUAGCUUUGCCUUUUUCCAGCUGUGCUAAUCUUCCACGCAAGAAUCCUUUCUUUUCUUUUUUUUAAAGGAAGCAAUCUAUCCAUGAGCCCCUCACCUGCUGCCUAAAGCGGUACAUAUAUGCUUGCCAAUUUGUCUUCUGUUUGAGAACCAGGCCCUGGUUACAGAUGUUGGAAGAAACACCCAAGAGGUCAGAGAAUGGAAUGUAUGUAAAAGAUAACCAAUGCUAAAUAAAUUGAUUUUAUGAAAAGG
This is a messenger RNA of Lacerta agilis (Sand lizard), 3289 nucleotides long. It is a transcript of the gene ERMP1, whose product is annotated as endoplasmic reticulum metallopeptidase 1. The transcript has 16 exons. The record is from RefSeq and is a predicted model, not a curated record. Lineage: Eukaryota; Metazoa; Chordata; Lepidosauria; Squamata; Lacertidae. The coding region runs from base 20 to 2734 and encodes 904 amino acids. Gene Ontology annotation, molecular function: metalloexopeptidase activity. Gene Ontology annotation, biological process: proteolysis.